AUGUCGGGCUAUCCAGCCGGUGGCCACCAGGACUACGAUGACGGCUACGGCCAGCAGCGUGGUCAACAGGGAAACCAGCAAGGUAGCACUGCAAACGAUGGGUACUAUCAGGACAAUAACGACCAGUACUAUUACGACAACCAAGGCUACGACACUCGUGGUGGCCAACAGGGCAACGAUGGGUACUACGACGAAUCGGGCUAUUACAAUGCUGACCCCAACAAUCCCUAUCAGCAAGAUGGCGGUUACUACGACGGCCAGGACCAGUACCAGGAUGACUACUACAAUGGACACAAUGGCCAGCAGGGACAAGGGGCGUACUACGACCAGGACUAUAACCAGGGCUACGGCUCAGGUGGCCGACGUCAGGGUUCUGAAGAGGACUCUGAAACCUUCAGCGACUUCACAAUGAGGUCCGACAUGGCUCGAGCCACCGAUAUGGACUACUACGGUCGUGGAGAUGAGCGCUCCAACAGCUACGGCGCUGAUCCCUCGGGCGGUCGCGGGUACAGGCCUCCCUCGUCUCAGAUCUCGUACGGCGGCAAUCGCUCUUCUGGCGCCUCAACUCCCAACUACGGCAUGGACUACAGCAACGCCCUUCCUGCUGGGCAGCGAUCUCGUGAGCCGUAUCCUGCUUGGACUUCGGAUGCCCAGAUCCCGCUCUCCAAGGAAGAGGUUGAGGACAUCUUCCUGGAUCUGACCGCCAAGUUUGGUUUCCAGCGUGACAGCAUGCGCAACAUGUACGAUCACCUCAUGACUUUGCUAGAUUCGCGUGCUUCUCGCAUGACCCCCAACCAAGCGCUCCUGUCCCUUCACGCAGACUAUAUCGGCGGAGACAACGCCAACUACCGCAAGUGGUACUUCGCCGCUCACCUCGACCUCGACGACGCUGUCGGUUUCGCCAACGUGAAGGGCAAGGGUCUCAAGCGUAAGAACAAGAAGAAUAAGAAGAGCAAGGACCAGACCGAGGAUGAGGCGCUGGCCGACCUUGAAAACGACGACAGCCUCGAGGCUGCUGAGUACCGCUGGAAGACCCGCAUGAACCGCAUGUCACAACACGAUCGCACCCGCCAGAUCGCCUUGUAUCUGCUGUGUUGGGGCGAGGCGAACCAGGUUCGCUUCAUGCCUGAAUGUCUCUGCUUCAUCUUCAAGUGUGCGGAUGACUAUCUCAACUCUCCGGCUUGCCAGAACCUGGUUGAACCUGUUGAAGAGUUCACCUUCCUGAACAAUGUCAUCACGCCUCUAUAUCAGUAUUGCAGGGAGCAGGGCUACGAGAUCUCGGAUGGCGUUUACGUGCGCCGGGAACGUGAUCACCAUCAAAUUAUUGGCUACGAUGAUUGCAACCAAUUAUUCUGGUAUCCCGAGGGCAUCGAGCGCAUUGUCCUUGGCGACAAGUCCCGCUUGGUUGACCUCGCCCCUGCCGAACGCUAUCUCAAGUUCGCAGAGAUCAACUGGCCCAAAUGCUUCUUCAAGACAUACAAGGAGUCCAGGUCAUGGUUCCAUUUGCUUGUUAACUUCAACCGCAUCUGGAUCAUUCACCUUACCAUGUUCUGGUUCUACACCUCUUUCAACGCACCAAGUCUGAUCAUCGGACCAUCUUACGAACAACAAGUCGACCAAGACCCUGUUGCUUCCAAGUACUGGUCUGUUGUCGCUCUGGGUGGCAGCAUUGCCUCCCUGAUCCAAAUUUUCGCCACACUUGCUGAAUGGGCUUACGUCCCUCGCCGCUGGGCUGGAGCGCAGCAUCUGACCAAGCGACUACUCUUCCUAAUAUUGAUCUUCGCCAUCAACAUUGGUCCGAGUGUCUACAUCUUGUUCGUCGCCACAGCUGCACAGGAAAAGAUUGCCAAAAUUCUGGGCAUCGUCCAAUUCUUGGUCGCCGUCUUCACUUUCCUCUUUUUCGCCGUUAUGCCGCUGGGAGGCCUGUUCGGCAGCUAUUUGACCAAGAACUCCCGGAAGUACGUGGCCAGCCAAACCUUCACCGCAAGCUACCCUCGCCUCAAGGGCAAUGCUCUCGCGAUGUCCUACGGCCUCUGGGCCGCUAUUUUUGGCGUCAAGCUUGGCGUGUCAUAUGCCUAUCUGGCCCUGUCGUUCAGGGAUCCGAUUAAAUACCUUUUCAUCAUGAAGCUCAAGUGCCAGGGCGAUUCCCUGUUCGGCACUGGCAUGGCCGAUGUCCUCUGCAAGCAGCAGGGUAUCAUUCUGCUGGGCUUGAUGGCAUUCACUGAUGUUAUUUUCUUCUUCUUGGACACCUAUCUGUGGUACGUGUUGAUGAACACCCUGUUUUCCAUCGCUCGAUCAUUCUACAUCGGUUCUUCGAUUUGGACGCCUUGGAGGAAUAUUUUCUCCCGCCUUCCUAAGCGCAUUUACUCGAAGGUACUGGCCACCACGGACAUGGAGAUCAAGUACAAGCCCAAGGUCCUGAUCUCCCAGGUCUGGAAUGCCAUCGUCAUCUCCAUGUACCGGGAGCACCUGCUUGCUAUCGACCACGUUCAGAAGUUGCUGUACCAUCAGGUCCCUUCCGAACAGGAGGGCAAGCGAACCCUUCGAGCCCCUACCUUCUUCGUCUCACAGGAGGACAAGUCUUUCAGCACUGAAUUCUUCCCCGCUGAUAGCGAGGCUGAACGUCGCCUGUCUUUCUUCGCCCAGUCGCUUUCCACCCCGAUUCCAGAGCCUCUGCCUGUGGAUAACAUGCCGACAUUCUCCGUUCUCAUCCCCCACUAUAGCGAGAAGAUUUUGCUCUCACUUCGCGAGAUCAUUCGGGAAGAUGAGCCGUACUCCCGUGUUACUCUGCUCGAAUACCUCAAGCAGCUUCAUCCUCACGAGUGGGACUGCUUUGUCAAAGACACCAAAAUCCUCGCCGAUGAAACCUCUCAAUUCAACGGCGAGCUGGAGAAGCCAGAGAAGGAUGCCGCCAAGAGCAAGAUCGACGACUUGCCCUUCUACUGCAUCGGCUUCAAAUCUUCUGCCCCCGAAUACACACUCCGCACUCGUAUUUGGGCCUCGCUUCGCUCUCAAACACUGUACCGCACGAUUUCUGGUUUCAUGAACUACAGCCGCGCCAUCAAGCUUUUGUAUCGUGUUGAGAACCCCGAAGUGGUUCAGAUGUUCGGUGGCAACUCUGACAAGCUCGAGCGUGAGCUUGAGCGCAUGGCGCGCCGCAAGUUCAAAAUCAUUGUCUCUAUGCAGCGUUACGCGAAGUUCAAGAAGGAGGAGAUGGAGAACACUGAGUUCCUGCUCCGCGCCUACCCUGACCUGCAAAUUGCUUACCUGGACGAAGAAUUGCCCGUUGCUGAGGGUGAAGAGCCGCGCCUCUACUCCGCUUUGAUUGACGGACAUUCUGAAAUCAUGGAGAAUGGCAUGAGAAGACCCAAGUUCCGUAUUCAGCUUUCUGGCAACCCUGUCCUUGGAGACGGCAAAUCAGACAACCAGAACCACUCCAUCAUCUUCUAUCGCGGCGAAUACAUCCAGCUGAUUGACGCCAACCAAGACAACUACCUUGAGGAGUGUCUCAAGAUUCGCAGCGUCCUAGCCGAAUUCGAGGAAAUGAAGACCGAUACGGCCUCGCCCUACACCCCUGGCGUCAAGAGCAAAGCAUUCUCUCCUGUUGCUAUCCUGGGCGCUCGCGAGUAUAUUUUCUCAGAGAACAUCGGCAUCCUUGGUGAUGUUGCCGCUGGCAAGGAGCAGACGUUCGGCACGCUAUUUGCACGUACUUUGGCUGAAAUUGGCGGCAAGCUACACUAUGGGCACCCCGAUUUCCUCAAUGGUAUCUUCAUGACCACCCGAGGUGGAGUUUCCAAAGCUCAGAAGGGUCUACAUCUGAACGAGGAUAUCUACGCUGGUAUGCAAGCUGUCAUUCGUGGUGGUCGUAUCAAACACUGCGAAUACUAUCAGUGCGGCAAGGGUCGUGAUCUGGGUUUCGGAUCGAUUCUGAACUUCGUCACCAAGAUCGGUACCGGUAUGGGAGAACAAAUGCUUUCGAGAGAGUAUUAUUAUCUUGGUACACAACUCCCUCUUGACAGGUUCUUGUCCUUCUACUACGCCCACGCUGGAUUUCACAUCAACAACAUGUUCAUCAUGUUGUCCAUUCAGAUGUUCAUGAUCUGCCUGCUCAACUUGGGCGCCCUUCGCCACGAAACCAUUCCUUGCAAUUACAACCGAGACGUUCCUCCCACCGACGCUCUUUUUCCUACUGGCUGCGCCAACACGGACGCGAUUCAGGACUGGGUCUACCGCAGUAUUUUGUCGAUUAUUUUCGUCAUUUUCUUGUCUUUUGUCCCCCUGUUCGUGCAAGAGCUCACGGAACGAGGAUUUUGGAGGGCUGCCAAACGUCUGUCAAAGCAAAUUUGCUCGCUCUCGCCGUUCUUCGAGGUCUUCGUUUGCCAAAUUUACGCCAAUUCGGUCCAACAAGAUCUGUCGUUUGGCGGCGCUCGGUACAUCGGUACUGGUCGUGGGUUUGCCACCGCUCGCAUUCCUUUUGGUGUUCUCUAUUCCCGCUUCGCCGGCCCUUCCAUCUACUUUGGCUCUCGACUCCUCAUGAUGCUCCUAUUCGCCACGGUCACCAUCUGGCAGGCGGCUUUGACCUAUUUCUGGAUCACCCUGAUGGCGUUGGUCAUCUCUCCCUUCCUCUAUAACCCUCACCAGUUCGCUUGGAGUGAUUUCUUCAUCGACUAUCGCGACUUUCUACGCUGGCUCUCGCGCGGUAAUUCACGGUCACACGCAUCCUCGUGGAUUGCUUUCUGCCGACUUUCCAGGACGCGUAUUACUGGUUAUAAGCGCAAGGCACUCGGCGACCCAUCCGGCAAGAUGUCCGCCGAUGUGCCUCGCGCCGCAAUCGCCAACCUCUUCUGGGGCGAAAUUGCCUGGCCGUUCGUGCUGGUUCUUGUGACGGUUGUCCCGUUUCUCUACAUCAACGCGCAAACUGGAGUAAACGAGGAUAACAAUCCUAACGUCACAAUCGCACCGACGAGCUCGUUGAUCAGGAUCGGCGUCAUCGCUUUGGCGCCACUUGCCAUUAAUGCGGGCGCGCUGCUUGUAUUCUUCUGCAUGGCAUGUUUCAUGGGUCCUCUUCUCAGCAUGUGCUGCAAAAAGUUCGGCAGCGUUCUAGCCGCUAUUGCUCACGCAAUCGCAGUCAUCAUGCUUCUGGUUUUCUUCGAAGUCUUGUUCGUGCUGGAGAGCUUCAACUUUGCUAGAACUCUGUGCGGAAUGAUCGCCGUUGUAGCUAUCCAGCGGUUCAUCUUCAAGCUCAUUGUCUCGUUGACAUUGACGCGCGAGAUCAAGACUGACCAGUCUAACAUCGCAUUCUGGACAGGAAAAUGGUAUUCCAUGGGUUGGCACUCGGUUUCCCAACCAGCCCGCGAAUUCCUCUGCAAAAUCACUGAGCUGAGCAUGUUUGCGGCCGAUUUCGUGCUCGGCCACACACUGCUAUUCUUCAUGUUGCCCUUGAUCCUGAUUCCGAAAAUCGAUAUGCUUCAUUCUAUUAUGCUGUUUUGGCUGCGGCCCAGCCGCCAAAUCCGUCCGCCCAUCUACUCGAUGAAGCAAUCAAAGCUUAGGCGCAAGCGUGUUUUCCGCUAUGCUGUGCUCUACUUUGUCAUGUUUGUCGUCUUUGUGGCUUUGAUCGCUGGACCUGUUGUUGUCGGCAACCUGGAUGUCCUGGACCCUGAAAAGCAGUUUGGAAACCUGGUCAGUGGCAUGAAACUGGUCCAGCCGAACGGGCUUGACCAUGAUGACACACGAAAUGAGACCGAGACGGGCCCCAAGGGUGACGACUACACCGGAGUCGCCCUGACAAUUUCCACGUUCUCGCUCGGCGGCAACGCUCGGGCGACAAGGGGCGCCAACGACAGGAUGGUCCGUCUUCUUUAA
This is a messenger RNA of Verticillium nonalfalfae, 5862 nucleotides long. It is a transcript of the gene FKS1, whose product is annotated as 1,3-beta-D-glucan synthase. NCBI's taxonomy places the organism in Eukaryota, Fungi, Ascomycota, Sordariomycetes, Glomerellales, Plectosphaerellaceae. The coding region runs from base 1 to 5862 and encodes 1953 amino acids. Gene Ontology annotation, cellular component: plasma membrane; 1,3-beta-D-glucan synthase complex. Gene Ontology annotation, biological process: fungal-type cell wall polysaccharide biosynthetic process; (1->3)-beta-D-glucan biosynthetic process. Gene Ontology annotation, molecular function: 1,3-beta-D-glucan synthase activity. The record is from RefSeq and is a predicted model, not a curated record. The transcript is spliced from 3 exons.